Limulus polyphemus (Atlantic horseshoe crab) is the source of this 3318-nucleotide messenger RNA. Its product is annotated as frizzled-9-like. NCBI's taxonomy places the organism in Eukaryota, Metazoa, Arthropoda, Merostomata, Xiphosura, Limulidae. Gene Ontology annotation, cellular component: plasma membrane. Bases 268 to 2088 code for a protein of 606 amino acids. Gene Ontology annotation, biological process: non-canonical Wnt signaling pathway; canonical Wnt signaling pathway. The transcript has a single exon. Gene Ontology annotation, molecular function: Wnt-protein binding; Wnt receptor activity. The record is from RefSeq and is a predicted model, not a curated record.
GGUAAGCAGUUCACAAAUAGUACGAGGUGAAAAGUUGUUGUGGUGCGUGUUGAGUUAACAUCGCCCGAUUAGUUUAGCUUCAGUUUACUUUAUUUUUAAGGUGUUAGAGAUGAAAUUUCAGUUGAGAUGAAUUAAAAGAGUUACUUUUGCAUAUGAUAUUAGUGUAUCAAGUGAUGUAUUGAAGGUACGCGACAUUCGAGACUUUACGUUCUUUAUUGAAUCGUCAACGUUUUUGGCCGUCAGAGGAAUCCACUGUAUUCUGCAAUCAUGACAAAUAUCAUUUCAGUGACGGUUCUUUACUUGAUUGUGGUAACGUAUAGGCUGGAAGGGACGUUAGAAACGCAUCAUAAAUGUGAACGUAUUACGAUCCCAAUGUGUCAGAAUAUGCCAUACAAUAUGACAAGGAUGCCAAACUUCAUGGGUCACUCUGAUCAAGCGGAGGCAGCUAUUCGAGUGCACGAGUACAUUCCUCUAGUUAAGAUUGGCUGCUCUAGACAUCUUAAGUUUUUCCUCUGUUCUCUGUACGCUCCCAUGUGCACAGAACAAGUAGAUAUACCUAUUCCUUCCUGUCAGUCUAUCUGUGAAGAGGUGAAAUCCAAGUGUCUCCCUGUAUUACAGCGGUUCAACUUUGAAUGGCCCGAUGCUCUCAAUUGUACUCGUUUACCUGUUCCUCAGAGAAACGGACUUUGUAUGGAGUAUCCGAACAUAACGGACGACCGUCACUCCCUCUCCCCGGUAUCUGGGAAGGACGACGGGAAGGACCCUAACUUGUCCCAUCAAUACAGCGACAGCUCCUCCCAAGCCCACUUCAUACCUCGUCGACCCAGCCUUUACCCUUAUAGUAUCAAGACAUCUAGCCCCAAUAGUAAAGUGCCCGACUUUUCUCAGAUCCCAUCCUUUGGAACUUCUUGCCCUGAAAAUUUCGUGUUUGUGCCAUCCCGGAGAGCGGGGAUUGUGGAAUGCAGUCCCCGCUGUGACAGAGAAGUGUUUUUCACCAGGAAGGAUAAGAACUUCGCAGAAAUUUGGAUGGGAAUUUUUGCGGCCGUAUGUUUCAUGUCCACCUUAUUCACGGUUUGCACGUUUUGGAUUGACUCUGCACGUUUUCGCUAUCCCGAACGUCCAAUUAUAUUUCUCAGUAUGUGUUUCUGUAUCUAUAGUUCGGCAUACCUGAUUCGGAUAUUUGCAGGGCCCGAGUUCAUAUCAUGUGAAAAGACAGAAAAUGGUGAACCCUACUUGAUCAAGGAAGGCCUAGAAAGCACCGGCUGUAUCAUCGUUUUUCUCUUGACGUAUUACUUUGGCAUGGCCGCUGCUGUAUGGUGGUUGGCCCUCACGUUCACUUGGUUCCUAGCAGCAGCUAAAAAGUGGGGGCACGAAGCCAUUGAGUCACGAGCCUCUUAUUUCCAUCUUUUAGCUUGGGCUGUUCCCGGAGUACUAACCAUUGUCGUCCUGACUUUGCGACAUGUGGAUGGUGACCAGCUAACCGGCAUGUGCUACGUUGGAAAUUCGGACAAAGAGGCACUACUGUGGUUCGUCAUUGCUCCUCUAAGUGUUUUCUUUGUGCUUGGCGCCACUUUUAUUAUCCUUGGAUUUGCGUCUCUUCUUCGGAUCCGAAGAGUAAUGAAAACUGGAGGUAGGAAUAUCAGUAAACUAGAACGUUUAAUGAUUCGGAUUGGAGUAUUCUCCGUCCUUUACACUAUUCCUGCACUCGGCCUCAUUGCCUGUCACUGGUAUGAAUAUUCCAAUAGGCCAACAUGGACAGCUACUGCAAUGGCAACCUUGCUUACAUGCCCAUUACGAGAUGGAGAUGGUACUUGUAGGUUAAUAGACAGUAUACCAAGCGAAGAGAUAUUUAUGCUGAAGAUAUUCAUGUCGCUUCUCUUGGGGAUCUCCACUGGAGUGUGGAUUUGGAGCAACAAGACUUGGAAUUCUUGGAUGAAAUUCUUCAACAAUAAGCUACACAAGAAACCCAGAAGAAACUUCAAAGCUCCGACUGUAGUGUAUCACACACCUCACACUGAAUCAAGCAAGGCCACGUGUAGCAGAAAACAUGAGCGCCACCUUCAUCAGAUACAAGUGACCAGAAUCUGAACUGUAGAGCUACCAACAAAUGAUGUCAUAUUUCAUGUUUAGUAAUGGUGGAUUGAUGUCUGCUUGACUCGUUUAAUUUUGAUGUCUUUCAUAACUGUUCUCAAGAAUACUGUAAAUAUAACGGGCAUGUAUACAUGUGUGUGUAUGUAUAUAUAGUAUAAAUGUAGCACCUUAUGUCACACGGAGAGAGCGACUGCCAAUGAGUGAACAGAAAGAACUUAUGCAUCUUAAUUCUGAUAAAUAUACCAAUUUUAUUCUUGCGCUGACGUUUGAAAUAGAGUAGCAUUUUAUUUCGUAAUUGUUUAACUAUGUAGGAUAUACGAAUCAGAGUUGCAGUAAAUAUAUAUAUAUAUAUUACUGAAUAAACAUAGGAGUGUCUAUAGUGAAGGUAUGGUUUUAUACAUUAAAUCACUAAAUAGGAGUUAUUACAAGUUUGUUGCUCCAGCAAAAAAGUAGAAUUGUAGAAUGCCAGUGUGAGAUUUAUAAAAAAACUGAUAAAGUGUAUAUCUGAGUGGCUUAAAUUAGGACUGGUUUGAUGUUUUAUUGGGAGGGGGGGCAGUAGCCAUCAACAGAGGUAUAAAUUACUGGAUUUAGUAGUCUUGAUAUUUCAUCUGUAAGCAACUUUAAAAAAAAAAAAAAGAAGAAGCUUGGAACAUAAAACUAUGCGUGAAGUGUAUUAACCUGUUGUUACACAUUGUAACAGUUACCUUUGUUGCUUAAUACACACGCAAGUAUUUCAAUUGUGCUGUUGAAGAUCCAGUUAACAGUCUAAAUAAACCAUGCAGUAUUCUUGUUGGUUCAUCAAUUGAACAAUGUUACUUCUACUUAACCAAAAUAUAUUUCACAAAAUCGUUUUUGUACAAUAUAGACCUAUUUAAGUAACACAUUUUAAAAAAUGCCCCCCCCCACAUUAUUUUCAUGACGUUAUUGUCUUCGAAAUGUACUUAACGUAUAGAUUGCAGAAGAAGCAAACUUAUGAAAAAGUUCGUCGCUUGUAUAUAUAUAUAUGGUAGUGAAAAAACUAGAGCCUAAUUAGACCUUGUCAAUAUUUGUUUUAACACCAUAGGAAAACAUUUUCUCUGUAGAUUUAGUAAUAUACCGUCGAUCUUGACCGUUAUUCAAGACAAGUGUUCUUGCUCUGACUCUGUGUGUAUGUAUAAUUUAUACUAUAUGAUAUAAUUUGUGCUUGAGUUUGAGUAAAAAAAAAAAUCACUCAUUGUAACAAAGGGG